AUGGCAGAUGACUUCGCCGGGGAGUCCAAUCCUCAAAAGCCCUAUGUCUUCGUGACGACUGCAACACAUUUCCCCCAGGACAGCCCACAAACCCCCACCACAAUCACAGGCCCCCAGCUGUUCCGGACAGCUCAGUUCUCCGCGGACGGAACUUCGCUCAUAACAUCGAGCUGGGACCACACUCUCUCGACAUAUGUGCUUCCCCAGUCUCUACUCCAGGAAGGCGCAUCGUGUCAAUAUCUAGUCUCUCACGGUAACACAAAGCUUCAGGCGCCUAUCCGCUCUCUAGCUCCGAACCCAGACUUUUCUCUUGCUGAGCCCUCUACUCAGUCAGUCCUCGUCGCCACCAACGACCACCCCAUCCAACUCCAUCAUCUCUUCCCUCACGAGCCAAACCAGUCCAAGAUCGCUUCGUAUAAGCUCAUCAACAGCCAGACCGAGGCGUAUAUAGCUCCAAACUCGUUGCUUUGGCCGAGUUCCCGCUCCGUGUUCCUCUGCGGGUCAACUAAUCGUCUUGAUGUGUUCGACCUCACGCGUGAAGGCGAGGAUGGCCAUUACAUGACGUUGCAGACCAUUCCUCAUGCGCAGGAUCCAGAAACUGGCACCUCGCCGGUCGGCAGUGGCAUCGUCCAGGCCCUAUGGAGCCCUUGCGGUCGUUAUCUCGCCCUUAACGAGCGCAACUCGGAUGGCCUAAUCAUCUACGACAUCAGGCAGGGCUCUAGGCUUCUCAAGAUCUUGGGUCCUCGGCAAGCAUCCACGCAGAUGAGGCUUGGCUGCGAUCUCUUUGCGUCUACUCCGGAAGCAUCGGGGGUAGGUGAGUUCGAAGUCUGGGGAGGCACUCUUGACGGUAUUGUUAAGAUGUGGAAUAAUGCCGGCUGCUCACCGGAUGACGCGCCUUUGAAAGCGCGUGGCUGGAAAGCCCACGACGCACCCGUGACCAACACCGCACUUCAUCCUUCGGGCUCCGUCAUCGUCACGACCGCGGGCACCUGGGGUCCGCCCACGGAAUCAGCGCUGGAUUCCAAGCUCGGGCACCGCGAUCGGAAUGGAGUUCCACAGAUACCGCAUUGUAAUUUAACUGAAGAUAUUGGAUAUCUCGCCCGCUACAGCUUCGAGGACAAGGUCAUCUUGUGGCCAUUCAAGAAGGUGCCUCACGUCUCUAUCAUCCAAGCUCAUAUCCCUCUGCUCUUCGGCACCCAAGAGACACUGUUCGGCGGCCUCAAGAUCCUCGUCGAUAAGGCUCAAUGGAUCAGAACAACACUCAAUCUUGCAUGA
Molecule: messenger RNA, 1275 nt
Organism: Parascedosporium putredinis
Lineage: Eukaryota; Fungi; Ascomycota; Sordariomycetes; Microascales; Microascaceae
Source: the annotation of a GenBank genome assembly